Molecule: messenger RNA, 468 nt
Organism: Striga hermonthica
Lineage: Eukaryota; Viridiplantae; Streptophyta; Magnoliopsida; Lamiales; Orobanchaceae
Source: the annotation of a GenBank genome assembly
AUGGAUCCAUCAUCCUCUUUCUCUUCGUCUGCUCGACACGUACCUUUGGUUCAGGAUCUGUUGGACUGGCUGGCUAGCACUAUUUCAGCUGAGAAAGAGUACUAUUCGUCAGUAGGAAUACUUAUUGCCGUGUGGAACGAAUCGGAGCGUGCUCUGUAUAAGGUGAAUGGUGAUGGGGUAAUUACUAAAAAUGAUGUACUUGCUACUGGAUCUGGUUCAUAUGUAUCAUUCUUUGUGAAACAGAAGCACAGAUUCAUAGAGUCUGGAAUGUCUAUACCCGAUGCUGCAAACCUUGCCAAAAUGGCUAUUUCCAUUGCUGCAUAUCGGGUUCCUCAUUAUGGGGAUGUUGUUAGUGUUUGGCACCUCGGAAGUGAGGGCUUCCAAAUGCUCCAUAAGGAGGAUAUGGAAGAAUUUCAUAGCCGCCUGCCUUGUACGGCCAGGACCCAGGUUAUUGGAGAAGGAUGGUGA